AUGCCUGGUAAGGAGGAAAAGAAAGCUAAGGAUUCGAGCGAUACUGAGACCACACGCAAGCUGCUUGAGAACCUUUCGAAAAUGCUCGCUUCUCAAAAACCAGAUCGCCACACUCCGAAAGCUAUGGACGAACAUAAGUUCUGGAAGACGCAACCGGUGCUGCCAUUUAAUGAAUCUGUAAAUGAAGAUGGUGUUAUUGAAGUCAAAACUGUCGACAAAGUACCCAAGGAGCCUCAGCAACUUCCUGGCGAUUUUGAAUGGUGUGUCCUGGAUGUCGAAAAAGACAGCGAGCUCGAGGAACUUUACGAUCUAUUAUAUCACAACUACAUCGAGGACGACGAUGAGCAGUUUCGUUUCCAGUACUCUGUUCCUUUUCUCAAGUGGGCCCUCAAGCCCCCUGGGUGGAAAAAGGAGUGGAGCGUCGGUGUGCGGGCCAAAACUAGUAACAAGCUAGUGGCUUUCAUCUCGGCGACUCCCGUAACGCUGGCUGUGCGUGGUACCAAAAUCGAAGCUGUCGAGAUUAAUUUCCUGUGUGUGCAUAAGAAACUUCGGUCCAAACGUUUGGCCCCAGUAAUGAUUAAAGAGAUCACGCGCCAAGUCAACCUGAAAAAUAUUUGGCAAGCAUUGUAUACUGGCGGUACUCUUUUACCUACACCGUUCGCGACCUGCCGCUACUUCCAUCGCACUAUCAACUGGCCUAAACUGUACGAGGUUGGAUUCUCUUACUUACCCCCCGGCUCCACUGAGGAAGAGCAGAUCGAGCGUUACAAGCUCGACGAGGAGCCCAGCCUUGAGGGGUUCCGCAAAAUGACAGAGAAGGAUUUCUCUCAAGUCCAGAAGUUGCUGGAGGCAUACCUAUCUCGAUUCGAUGCUUUGCAAGUGUUUUCUCCCGAGGAGUUCAAGCAUUGGUUCGUGUCUCCAGUUGUCCACGCAUAUGUUGUUGAAAUUGAAGGUAGAAUUGUCGACUUUGUGUCCUACUACGGCAUUGACUCAACUGUUCUCGGUAACGAAAAGUACCCAAGUCUCAAGGUCGCUUAUUCCUACUAUUAUGCCACGGCUGCGCCCUUCGAGGCUCGCCAGGAGCGUUUGGAGAAGGUGUUCGAGGCCACUUUGAUUGUGGCCAAGCAGCAAGGCUACGACGUCUUCAAUGCCCUCACUCUCCUCGACAACCCUCUCUUUUUGGAUUCCCUCAAAUUCGGUGCUGGCGAUGGUCUGUUGUAUUAUUACCUGUUCAACUACAAGACGAAACCUAUUAGCGGCGGCAUCGAUAGAAGCGGUCAAGUCAACGGACCGGGUGGUGUUGGUGUAGUCAUGCUUUGA
Wickerhamiella sorbophila is the source of this 1320-nucleotide messenger RNA. RefSeq names its product Glycylpeptide N-tetradecanoyltransferase. Gene Ontology annotation, biological process: N-terminal peptidyl-glycine N-myristoylation. Gene Ontology annotation, molecular function: glycylpeptide N-tetradecanoyltransferase activity. Lineage: Eukaryota; Fungi; Ascomycota; Dipodascomycetes; Dipodascales; Trichomonascaceae. The transcript has a single exon. The record is from RefSeq and is a predicted model, not a curated record. Gene Ontology annotation, cellular component: cytoplasm. The coding region runs from base 1 to 1320 and encodes 439 amino acids.